AUGAACCUAGAGAACUUCCCACAGAUAUCCUUGACUACCGCCAUCGGGUUUCACAUUGGCUACGCUUUCUUACAGAACAACUAUGUACGAGGUAUAGUUAUGCAUUUAAAUUUUGCAAAGGUUACAACUCAGGCAUGGCAGAGGUACAUCACAGUGUACUGCAACAUGGAAGACAUUUCUUUCUACCCAUCUUCGUUCAGGGACUUCAAUAACAAAUCCAUUGCUCACGUUUGGGACUCAGUUUUGCUUCGAUUGGGGAGACUUCCUGCGGGUUGUUACACGGGGAGCAUUUCAAGGCUCCCCGAGAAGGGGUGGCGUCCCCCAGCGACGUCUCCCCAAAUCGCACCUCGCCCGGGUGUCGGGGAGGCAGCCAGCAAGGGGCUGGCAGAGCGCCUUAGCGCGUCCUUGUAG
This is a messenger RNA of Volvox carteri f. nagariensis, 411 nucleotides long. RefSeq lists its product as uncharacterized. The record is from RefSeq and is a predicted model, not a curated record. The coding region runs from base 1 to 411 and encodes 136 amino acids. The transcript has a single exon. NCBI's taxonomy places the organism in Eukaryota, Viridiplantae, Chlorophyta, Chlorophyceae, Chlamydomonadales, Volvocaceae.